AUGAGUGUUAAAAUAAAUUAUGCAAGAAUUAAUAGACGUGUUAUAGCAUAUGCAGUUGACCAAACAACGUUUUUUUUAGUUUUUGCGUUAUUUUUUGAUAUUAUUUUUUCUGGCAUAACUUUGAUGCAAGAUGAGGUGUUAGUAGAUCUAGUGUAUCUAAUAUUAGGAGAACUAAUAUAUGUGAUAUUAGAAGUAGUAAUGAUAAUAAAACUUGGCUGGACUCCAGUGUGGAUGCCUUCGUGCAUUUCUAUAUGGUUUUCCAUUUUACCAAUAUUGGUUUUAAUACCUGCAAUCUUUGAUCAGCGUAAGCAGUUUUUUCAUGAUAAAAUUGCAAAAACAGUUGUGAUGGAUUGUCAUAAACCUGAAGAAUCUCACUUAAAUGAGGGUAAAAUGGGUAUAGAUCACACUAAUGAUAUAACUAAAAAAAAUAGUAUUGUUCAGUUACUAAAGUCUGGUGUUUUAAAGCAAGGCGGUAAAAUUGAUUAUGCUGAAGCAAGUAGAUUAAUAAAUGCGCUGUCAAGAGAUGAUGCAGUUGAACUCCAUCGUUCAAAGCGAAGCAAAAAAGGUCAGUCCAAUCGUUGGGGUGAUUUAAUAUUAUAUAUACGGCGUGUAUGUAAUGAGAAAAAUACGAAGAAAAAUAGGAAGGCAGCCAAGGAUAUAGUAGAGGGGAUUGUAGAUUAUCUUGAUGAUUAUGAGGAUAACCUUUACAACAAAACGCUACAAGAAGCUACUACUCAAAGUAGUCAAACAUUGAUGUCUCUAGAACAGCUUAACUUAGAGCUAAUUAAUGCUGUAAAACAAUCUAAUUUUAAUAAGGUUAAAGAGUAUAUUGAUAAGGGAGCUGAUGUAAAUACUAAAGACAAUCGUGGUAAGACACCUUUGCAUAUCGCUGCUAAGAGAGAUCUUUUAGGCAUAGCAAAGCUUCUAUUGGAUAAAGGUGCUAAUGUCAAUGCUCAAGAAAAUAGAUUUGGUAGAACGUCUUUACAUUUAGCUGCUGAAGAGGGUCAUUUAGAUAUAAUCAAAUACCUUAUAGAGAAAGGUGCUGAUGUUGAUGCUUACCAAGGUGGGUGGAGUUAUAGCACUGCUCUUCACUUCGCUGCAGAAAAUGGUCACUUAGAUGUAGUAAAAUAUCUUAUAGAGAAGGGUGCUAACCCCAAAGCUACUGAUAGUGAUGGCAAGAUUCCUAUGCAAAGGGCUAUUCAAAAUGGUCACUUAGAUGUAGUUGGAUGCCUUAUGAAGACAGAAGGACAACAGAUGACAGCAGAAAUGCUACAGGUCAUAGAAGGACAAAAUAUUACAACGGCAAUACCACAAAUUACA
Molecule: messenger RNA, 1320 nt
Organism: Sipha flava (yellow sugarcane aphid)
Lineage: Eukaryota; Metazoa; Arthropoda; Insecta; Hemiptera; Aphididae
Product: receptor-interacting serine/threonine-protein kinase 4-like
Exons: 3
Molecular function (GO): protein binding
Source: RefSeq, a predicted model, not a curated record